AUGGAAGAGCCCACUCGAGCCCAAGUCUUGCAGCCUCGAACGCCCAUCAGACAGGUCAGGUCAAGUAAAAUGUCGCAAAAAUUUUCCCAGUUCAAGGGCAUCUUUCGUAUUCCCACCCGCAAGCCGACUGAUGAUAGGGAAGCCGAUAAUCAUCCUUAUGCCAAGCAAAGUCGCUCGUCGAGGGAUCCUGGCGUCAAACCGUACAUGUCGCAGCCUAUUCUUGGUUUAGCAGGUAACAACUACCACCAACCCGACCACGAUGGGGAAACCUCCUCUGAACAAUCCGUGUCGCCCUCUCGACCAACUUCCCAAGUGGACCUUUCGAAAAAGACACCUCCCGAUACCCAAAAGUCGAACAGCCACACAUUAUCUGCUGGCCUUGCCCCUGCUGCGCAUGCGGGGUUAUCGAUAGGCAGUCGCACCAACGUAGACGCUUUGCCUGCCAUUCCCAAUCCGCGGCCCUUUCACACACCAUUGCCGCUUGAUACAUCAUCAAAGGCCCUCCCACCGACGCCGGUUGCGACACCGAAGCGGCCGAGGACUCCAGGAAGGACAGGUUCGGGCGAGACUUCUGGCGGGAUGCGUGGCCUUGUUCGAACACUUUCUAGGACACCGUCAAUGUUUCGAUUGAGGGACAAUACGCCCACGCCUUCUGAGCUACCACCACCUGUUCCUCCACUUCAACGACGUCCAUCGCAUCCAUCUCCUGCGCAAUUAUCACCUAAUUUAUCGAUGGCCUAUAGUCCAACUAGCCCAACGUCUUCCAUUUCCCCUUUUCCCCCGCCAGUAUCCAUUCCUACGCAAGCAUGGAGCGAUGUUGCUCCCUCCAUCACUCUCCCUAGUCGCCCAAAAGCGGUCACAGCUAGUUCUACUCCUGCAAUCACUGCUACCCCACCCGUUCUAGAUACCGUUAUUCGCACCACUUUGAGUAAUUCAGAAGCAGUGCCACAACGACCUAAACUCACCCUCCCACCACCGAACCACAGAUUUAGUGUGACACUUGCCGGCGGAAGCAUGGCGCGUCUGUCUCCUAGUGUCAUCUUGCGGCCUCCGCCCCUUCCUAUUCUUCAUCUUCCGCAACUGCCUACGGCGAGUACGGCUUCACCGACGGUCACAGAGAGACGGUCCCGCUUGGGACUGAAAAACAUGCCGGCUUUGCCUCUACAAGGUACAAGUCGGGGUGCUGGUGGCCAAGAAGAGAAUGACGAUGGGGAGGAAGACGACGAGGACGAUGAUGAUGAUGAGGUAGAGGAUGAUAUGGGCGAAGGCUCCAGCGGGCUUAGACACGACGACGAGGAACCCUUUCAUCGUCCAAGCAUCAGCAGCGAAACAAGUAGUAUAAGCUUGGAUAGAACUCCAUCACGAUCUUCGUCGUACAAGACUGCUCAGGCAGAUCCCUCGCCAAUCGAAGAUGUGUUUCCACCAGGGACGCGACCAUCUCAGCACGCGCCUUCUCUGCCACUCCUGGAAACAUCACCUAUCGACCUAUCUUUUUUCAAUUCUUCGCAAACAUUAACCGACAUCAAAGGCAAAGCAGCUCUUCCUCCAGCAUUACCGUCGAUCCUUACUCAAAUAGAACGGCCAAAUGAUAACGACUAUUUCAACUCAAGGAUUCCUGAUGCUGAUGAGAGAGCAGUGGACCGCACACCUCAUCCACAGAACAUUUCGCCAGUUCAAACUCCACGGCCGACCGAUCGUUUUCGCCAUUCCGUCAUUCCCCCUCCCCGACUGGAGCGUCUUUCGACCUUGCAUGCUGGCCCUAGCUUGCGUCCUGGUAUGAAUAAGCGAGCUUCUCGCAGCUUGAUUGAUAUUCAUGCUAUGGCGAAGAAGGAGAUGGUGGAGAUGAUAGUCAGAGAGGAGGAGGAUAUACAAGAGAAGACGAGGAGAAGGCAAUCUCGGCUUGGAGGAAGAGAUGUCGUUUCGAUUGUGGUGGCAGACACAGAUGCGAACCGACACGUCUCAUUUCCUCUAGAUUCGUUGGAUGCUCCAGGAGAGAAAAAGAAGAAUCGAAUGAGUGUUGCUCCUCCUUACGAUCCCUCUUCGCAUCCCCUUCGCAAGCGCCGGUCAAUGCCCACUUUCAGCGAGGCUACCGAACCUCCGCCUUACCCUGACUUUGCGCCACGUGGACUAGGACGCCCAGAGUUUAAAAUCCAACCUAGGGAGGACGAAGGGAAGGAGAAACUCCCUGCUUAUAGUAAUCCCGUCUACCUCAAAGCGAUCAUGCCAAGAAAGGUGGAAUUCAGUACACCUGGCGUGCAAGCAAGGGACAGAAAGUGGCGGAGGGUCCUGUGUGUGUUGGAGGGCACUGCGUUUAAGGUGUACAAAUGUCCUGCUAGUACGGCAGGGGUGUCUGCGAUUGGAGGAUGGUGGGAAAGUAAAGUUGGUGUGGGGAGUGUAACCGUCGAUGAUGACCCUCGUACGACUGCCAAUGCUGGGUUGGCAGGGAGCUCCAGUGUAGCUGUAAAUGGCGUUGCUGUGCAGAGGGAGAAGGGCGAGGUGGAAAGGAGACCUGGAGGUAUUGGACAAAUGGAACUGCAAAUUCCAUCACCGCGAGGAUCUCAACAAGGCAGAGAGGCGGACCAUGGGACUCUCCCUGCUACGAGGUCGGCACUGAGCGUUGCUGUAGGAUUGCUCAAGCCUUCACGACAUGGACGAUCAAAUAGUGAUCUCCCUCCGGGUCCAGCGAAACCAAAGUCUCCCCGGCCAUCUUUGAAUAUUUCUCAAAGCGGGUCAACGACUCCAACAUCCUCUUCCUCGUACAAUCUGAUGAGGUCUAAUUCUCCGGUGCCUCCAUCCUCGUCGCACGGGCAUGGGAUGUCAAGCGGUGUACCCUCGCCUUCCUCUUCACAACUUUUCUCUCGACCAAGUACGGCAAUGUCUACUUCAUCAAGGCGAUCCCAAUACCGACCUCCUGGACAUGCCCCUCAUCAUUCAAGCCAUAGUAGUACGCACACCCCUUCUGUUAGAGAGAAGGGGAAAGAAAAAGAGAUCGUACCGAACCCUACUGACCUGAUCAGAGCAUACACGAUGCAGCACGCGGAGAGUGGGUUGGGCAAUGAUUAUCUCAAGAGAAAAAAUGUUAUUCGCGUUCGGUUGGAGGGCGAGCAGUUUUUGUUGCAGGCACAAGAUGUUGCUAGCGUCAUCCAGUGGAUCGAGGCCCUUCAAUCUUCAACUAAUAUUUCUCUUGAUUUGGAUGAACGGCCGAUGCCUAGAGGCCCGUUCUUUCCGAGACGUAGACGGCGUCGACGUCCUGCUAUUCCAACAGACACGGUGGGUGUUCCAUCGCCGCUUUCUGCGACGGCGGCGGCCCCAGCGUUGCGGAGGACCUCGUAA
Molecule: messenger RNA, 3333 nt
Organism: Laccaria bicolor S238N-H82
Lineage: Eukaryota; Fungi; Basidiomycota; Agaricomycetes; Agaricales; Hydnangiaceae
Exons: 4
Coding region: 1-3333 (1110 amino acids)
Source: RefSeq, a predicted model, not a curated record